Molecule: messenger RNA, 584 nt
Organism: Cyprinodon variegatus (sheepshead minnow)
Lineage: Eukaryota; Metazoa; Chordata; Actinopteri; Cyprinodontiformes; Cyprinodontidae
Gene: phlda2
Product: pleckstrin homology-like domain family A member 2
Exons: 2
Coding region: 115-525 (136 amino acids)
Biological process (GO): positive regulation of apoptotic process
Molecular function (GO): phosphatidylinositol phosphate binding
Source: RefSeq, a predicted model, not a curated record
UCACAGCCACAUUUUGGAUUACCACAGCCGCUGCGGAGAAGCUCACUAUUCGCUGUCCUCGGACCAAAAAGCAGAGCGGGACUGCGAUCAGCAACCUGUCCACAAAAAAAAGCUAUGAAAAUGUCAGUGGGGGAGAUCAUCAGGGAGGGAGAGCUGGAGAAGAGGAGCGACAAUCUCCUCCAGUUCUGGAAGAAGAAGACGUGCGUCCUGACCAAGGACAGCCUCAACAUUUACGCGGCCACAGACACGCAGAAACGCUCCAAGAGCAAAGAGAUCAAGUUCCAGUCCAUCAAAAAGGUGGACUGCGUGGAGCGCACCGGCAAAUUCAUCUAUUUCACCAUCGUUACAAAUGAUGACAAAGAGAUCGACUUCCGGUGCUCCGUGGAUCAAACCUGCUGGAACGCAGUGAUCACCAUGGCUCUGAUUGAUUACCAGAACAGAAAGGCGCUCCUGGACUUUAAGACGCGGCAGGACAAUGACGGCGCAUCGCCCGGACAGGAGAGGCGCAUGGCCCGCGCGCCCUGAGCCGCUCCAGGGCGCAGGCUCAAAACCAUCCUAAUAUGAGUCUACAGGGACUUUUGAGG